GAUGACAGAGUGAGGAGGAGACAGGGCAACUGCAUGCCUGUAACCUUUUUCUGUGUCAUUGCAAUACUAAACUAACUACUGCAGACUGAAAUAUCUGCAAACACUUUUUGCAGUUUCAUUAAAUAAUAUUUUUUUUCUUCCAUUUUACCGAGGGACAAAGCUAUUAAUUUAAUGUGCACAUGGUAGAAAAUGUUAUCAAUAAGAUAAGAUGUGCGUUAUUGUGCAACUUGGGCUGUAAAGCCUGUUCCAGUUGAAGCGUUGCUGGAUCCAGAAAACGGAACUUUGUCCUUAUGCGAGAUCACAAUGAAGGCAUAUGUGCGAGUUGGAAUACUUGGGGGUCUUUUACUCUUGAUGUACACCAUCAUGUCCAUGACUGCAAGUUGGGGAGAAGUAAAAUCUGUUCCUGCAACACUCGCAGAUCAGGGAGUUUUCAGAACAAAACUGGACGGGAUUGAACGGCGGUUGAAUAAACUGGCACAACUAAUGGAGAAAUUUGGCCAGAAGAGCUGCACCAAGGAGCAUCUAUCUAAUGUGGAGCAGGAGCAGAAGACGGAAAUUGUGGUUCCAAAGUUAUACCCACACUCUUUCCUCUUUGAAAAAUGGGGUGAAGGCCUGUCAGAAGAUGAACAGAAGGAGGCUGAAGGUCUUUUUCAGGUCUAUGGAUACAAUGUCUUCCUGAGUAACCAACUUCCACUUGACAGGAAGAUUCCUGAUAUGAGAGAUGUCAGAUGUCGGAUUCAGAAUUAUCCCAAAGACCUGCCCAGCAUCAGUGUGGUGCUGAUCUACAUAAACGAAGCCCUUUCUGUCAUUAAGAGGGCAGUACGAAGCAUCAUCACCCACACCCCAGAGCACCUGCUGAAGGAGAUCAUUCUGGUGGAUGAUUGUAGCACAUACAAUGAUCUUGGAAAAGCUUUACAAGACUACAUUGAUCAGAUUCACAAAGAAAGGCCUGGACUCAUAAAAAAAGUGCGACACACUCAACAAAUGGGUUUAUCCCAAUCCCGAAACUCAGGCUGGGAACACGCCACAGCGGAUGUUGUGGUGAUUUUAGAUGCUCACAUUGAAGCAACACAAGGAUGGGCAGAACCUCUGCUGGCCAGGAUCAAAGCUGACAGGACUGUAGUGGUGUCCCCUGUAUUUGAUAAGGUCUACUUUGAUGAUCUACGAGUGGAAAGAUAUAUCCCAUCUUCUCAUGGCUUUGACUGGGAAUUAUGGUGCAUGUAUGAAUCCUUCAGCCCUGAUUGGUUCAAAAUGGGGGAUGAGUCACAGCCUGGGAAAAGUCCAUCCGUUAUGGGAAUCUUUGCUGCAGACAGAGCUUUUCUUGGAGAAAUCGGUGGGCUCGAUGGUGGAAUGAAAGUAUAUGGAGGAGAAAAUGUUGAACUGGGGAUUCGCGUGUGGCUGUGUGGAGGGAGUGUAGAAGUUGUACCUUGCUCCAGGAUUGCCCACAUCGAGCGAGCACAUAAACCAUAUGCACCUGAUCUCAGCUCUGCCAUGAGGAGAAAUGCCUUGAGGGUUGCAGAUAUUUGGUUAGAUGAAUACAAGAAAAAUGUAUUUAUCACCUGGAAUGUUCCACUUAAGGACCAUGGGAUUGAUAUUGGUGAUGUAUCACAAAGGAAAAAACUCAGGGAAAAGCUGAAAUGUAAGCCCUUCAAGUGGUACCUGGAAAAUGUCUAUCCAAGUCUGGAGACCAUGGAUAACAUCCUGGGAUACGGUGUGCUGAAGAACACACUAUUUGAGAGCUACUGUGUGGACCAGGGAGAGCUUCCAGGGAAUAUCCCUGUGUUGUAUGAGUGCCACUUCCAAGAACCGCAGUACUGCUACUACAACACAGAUGGGGAAAUCUUCAUUGGGGCGAUUAAAUCUCACAAAUACAACAGUAACCGCUGCCUGGUGGAUCCAGGCUUUGGAAGCAUUCCCACUCUGCACUCGUGUCAGGUGGCAAAGCUAAACCAACUACACAUGCACUGGGACUUCAAACAAGGUGAUGCCAUCAGAAACAAAGCAACAAACAGGUGUCUUGAGAUUGCCCAGGGAGAGAACUCUUAUUAUCAGCUCAUCAUUCAGCAGUGCAGCGGGCAGAGCUGGAGGAUUGAACACCUCAUUACAAACUUCUAGUUCACUUCUGUGUAUUGAUGCAUUAAUGUGUGAUAUUUUUUCAAACUGCGACCUUUUUUAUUUUUUACAGCAAAAUUAGAAAAUUAAAUUUAAACUGUUAAACUUUGAAGAA
Messenger RNA from Cololabis saira (Pacific saury), 2227 nucleotides. Its product is annotated as probable polypeptide N-acetylgalactosaminyltransferase 8. Bases 304 to 2115 code for a protein of 603 amino acids. The record is from RefSeq and is a predicted model, not a curated record. NCBI's taxonomy places the organism in Eukaryota, Metazoa, Chordata, Actinopteri, Beloniformes, Belonidae. Gene Ontology annotation, cellular component: Golgi apparatus. The transcript is spliced from 11 exons.